GGAGCAGGUAGCGCCCGCCAGGUGCGCGGCGGAACAUGGACUGUCUCCUGCUGGCCGUCUGGACUUUACCUGCUGCGAUCCUCGGCGGCGGCUCCAUGCGAUUCCAGACUCUCCCGUGGCUCGGAAGCGCUGUAAAGACCCUUCAGCUGUGUUGCCUCUGUUGCAUGUCUCAUGCGGCAACUUUAACCAGUGACAGCAUCAGUGACUUGACUCAUGAUUAUGUGUUUGUGACACCUGUCAGAGUGGAUGCCAGUGGAUCGUACAUUUCACAUGAUGUUUUGCACAGUACUAGGAGGAAGAGAUCAACUCAGAGUUCAAAGAGUUCCUUGCACUACAAAUUUUCAGCAUUUGGACAGGAACUUCACUUAGAGCUUAAACCUUCGACCAUUUUAAGCAGCAGUUUUAUUGUCCAGGUACUUGGGAAAGAUGGAGUGUCAAAUUCUCAGGAACAUGAAAUUGAGCAGUGUUUCUACCAGGAAUUUAUAAGGAAUGAUAGCACCUCUUCGGUGUGUAGGCUUGAAUACUAUGCGGUGGUGACGGUGCCGGCGGGCGCGCGCAGCAUCCAGCUGCAGGAGAUGCAUGUCUCCCCCAGCUACCUGGCCGUGCGCAGCCUGGACGGCAGAUACUACCUGACAGGAGACUGGACCAUCGACUGGCCAGGGAAGUUCCCUUUUGCCGGGACAGUUUUUGAUUAUCGACGCUCCUUUGACCAUCCCGAGAGUCUCUACGCGGCAGGACCCACUAAUGAGACGCUGGUCUUUGAAAUCCUGUUACAAGGCAAAAACCCUGGGAUUUCUUGGGAAUAUACAUUUGCCAAAACCAGCAUUGAAAACAAGACAUCUGUCAGAAAAUACAGCUACUCCUGGGUGACGGUGCAGUCUGAGUGCUCAGCGACCUGUGGUGGUGGACACAUUACAGCAAAAGCAAUUUGUUUGGAAGAUCAUCGUGCACGAGUCAACACCUCCUUUUGUGGCCCAAGGAUGAAGCCUUUACCUGAAACAAAACUGUGCAACACAAAUCCCUGCCCAGCCUACUGGUCAGCAGGUGAAUGGAGCACGUGCAGCAAAUCUUGUGGAGGGGGACAGCAAAGUCGUCCCAUUCAGUGUGUCCAGAAAAGGGCUUUCCAAAGAGAGGAGGUGGUGGCCCAUUCCCUGUGUCCUGUCAGCACCCCAGCACAGGUGCAGGUGUGCAGUAGCCAGGACUGCCCACCCAAAUGGAGCCCUGGCCCGUGGUCUCAGUGCUCCAAGACUUGUGGGAGAGGUAUUAAGAAACGGGAAGUCUACUGCAAGAUUACUGGGUCUCCCAAGGUGAAAAUCCUGCCUGAUAGCAUGUGCAGCACAGACCCUAAGCCUGAGUCUCAGCAGACCUGUGUGCUCGGACGCUGCCCCAAAAACGACCGGCUGCAGUGGGUGAUUUCUUCCUGGAGUGAGUGCUCAGCCUCCUGCGGGCCCGGCCUGCGGCAGCGAGAGCUCAAAUGCGGCGAGAAGAGCAUCCAUGGGAAGCUGGUCACCUUCCCUCAGAGGAGAUGCAGGAACAUCAAGAAACCAAACACCAACCUGGAGGAAGCUUGCAACAAGGGAGCCUGUCCAUCGCCGACGCUGUACAGCAUGGUGUCCGGCUGGUAUUCCUCGCCCUGGCAGCAGUGCACGGUGACCUGCGGCGGGGGAGUGCAGACCCGGAGCGUGCAGUGCCUGCGCCAGGGCAGACCAGCUGCUGGCUGCCUGCCCCAGCAGAAACCAGCUGUCCUGAGAGCCUGCAACACCAACUUCUGCCCAGUCCCCAUGAAAAGAGAUGAUCCUUCUUGUGUGGAUUUCUUCACUUGGUGCCAUCUGGUGCCCCAGCAUGGUGUCUGUAACCACAAAUUUUAUGGCAAGCAAUGUUGUAAAUCAUGUACGAGGAAGAACUGAUAGCAGCGUGUUAUCUGAACCCUUCAGUGACAGGAUUCUCUUCUUCAAUUUAUGUUGGAAUUACCUCUGCUUUGAGGCAAGACAUGGUGCCACAUAAACCACUGAUGGAAGAGACAUUUUUUCCAAGGGAAUGUCUGAGGUACAGUAAUUGUUGGAUAUAUGUUGAAAAAGGAAUGUUUCUUAUUUUUUCUUAAUUUGCUGACCUCACUAAAGCACAGGGUACUAUGGAUCACUUGAACACUGAGACUCAAGGGGAAGUUCUUCUUUCUUUAAAAAGUGUCAUUUUGCACUGUCACAUGUUACGAGGAAGAAAUUCAGGCCAAGGGAGCCUUUUCUGGGUGAUUCACCAGAAUGCAGAGCAGGAGAGCGUGGGAGCUGCAGGAGGAAAGCUGCAGCGUGGCAGCAGGACUGAGCACACCAUCAGAAGCAUGUCCUUUCCUAUUUUUUGUGACUGUUGACCCAGGGUGAGGAAGCUGUUUGCUGCCCAGGAGGGACAUCCGUGGCUGAGGGCUGGAGAAAGCAGCGUCACAAGCGUGGCCACCAGAAGUAAAUAGUGCACUACAAAGAUAUUAUGGUGCUUCUCUACCAGACUUGCUGCUGGAAAAGCAAGUUGUGCAUCAUGCUAAUGUUUUUUAUAAUUUUUGAAGAGUUCAUUUUCUGCUUUGUGUAGAAACUCAGAGGUGGUUAACUAGUAACUUGAAAUGUAUUCCUAGAAAUAUGCAGCGUUAGAAUAUUUGGACUUUCAAUAUUGCUGUUGCAAGUAAAAUAGAAUUUCAUAUUUCAACUAACUCAAGGAACUCGGAUUGAUUGAGCUCAAUGGUUAUGUUUUCAACUUUCUAAGCUCAUUAGAUAUGUAAUUUUAAAAUUUAAACUUGAUAUUUUUAAGUAGUUUUGUUUCAGAAGCUAGAUUGUUUGAAUGCCAAGAUACUGAAGAAGGUCUUCCUUCUGAUCUCAAAUCUCUCUGCAAAUUUUGACUCAUCCAUUACCCAAAGGAAAUAACAAGAAUAUUACAGUCCAUUAAUUCACGCUGAACUUCUCUAAACAGUUAUUUAUUCACGUUACACAAAGAAACCCAUGAAAAGAUAAGUGGAUUAUUUACUCUUACCAAAUAAAAGUCAAUUCUAUUUUUAUACAUUCUCCUAAUAGCUGUAUUUAGUUCAGAAUCCACCAGCAAACAAAAGAAUUGUAAACAUGCUGAUAUUUGUGGCUGUUCAGUAUCGAGGUGUUUGAUGGCACCGUGUAUCAAAUGGUGCCAUUCAGAGGGUUUCUGCAUAAAAAAACCCCAGCCUACUUGCCAAACCCAUUCUGAGACAGAGCUGUGUCCUACUGUAAUUUUCUGGGGAGUGCCUAUGAGGGACAUAUUUAUCUAAUUCCACCCAAUCCCACAACUUUGUCUGAUGAAUGUAGUUCAGUUUGAGUGUUUUUUAAAGUAUGGUUUCAGUGCAGGAUUAGCCAGCUCAGCACUAAUGCCAGACAGUGGUCACUUAAAAUUAGCAGUUCCUUCUGAAACAAUUUAAAUUAAAAACAUAUAUUCUGUGAUACUUUAGGAAAUGAUUGGAAACAUAUCUCAACCUACACUGCUCUGUCUUGAUACUGGACAUUGUGUAAUUAUAACCUUUUUUCUAGGAAAACGACAAGGGUUGUUUUUGUUUUGUUUUUAUAAUUGUGUCCUUCUUAUUAUUUGAUGUAAAAUAAUUAAUUUAUUAAUGCAUAGCUUUUCCUUUAUAUUUCUUUGCUCACUUCCUUAAGUGAGAACUGAGGAAAGAAGAAGGUAGUGUCACAAAGUAUGAAUUAUGGUGUAAAAAAAGCAAAAACUAUAAGUGUAAUAUUUAAUUAUUUUAUAAGCU
Hirundo rustica (Barn swallow) is the source of this 3754-nucleotide messenger RNA. It is a transcript of the gene ADAMTS18, whose product is annotated as ADAM metallopeptidase with thrombospondin type 1 motif 18. Gene Ontology annotation, biological process: extracellular matrix organization. The coding region runs from base 36 to 1907 and encodes 623 amino acids. The record is from RefSeq and is a predicted model, not a curated record. The transcript has 11 exons. Gene Ontology annotation, cellular component: extracellular matrix. Gene Ontology annotation, molecular function: metalloendopeptidase activity. Lineage: Eukaryota; Metazoa; Chordata; Aves; Passeriformes; Hirundinidae.